AUGAUACCAGUGGAACCUACAAAGGCAUGUGUCCCUACCUCUACUGUACACGGACCCUGCCAUACAUGUGUUUGUAACAUUGACGGUGUGUACUACUGCAGGGCAGACAAAUGCAAGAAUGAAUCAGAAUACAAAACAUUGCAAAGGAGAGAAUGUGAAUCAAACUUGAUGUAUACAGAAGAUAUGUUACUCUGCACAUGUAACGAUGAAGGAUACUGGACAUCAACCAACUGUCGAACAAAUGAAAGCCACUGGAAUAAUCACAACAGCGAUCUACCACGCAUACGAAAUGGAGAAUCCUGCAUCCCUGGAAAGAUAUAUCGCUUGGACUGCAAUACAUGUCGAUGCGGUGAACAAAAUUCCCUUCUUUGCACUAAAAUGGCCUGUCUAACUGAAGAAGAUUUGAACGUGAUAUUUCACGAAAGGAAACCAAAAGGUGUACAGGAACCGAAAGAUGUAAUCAAUUUGAGAACGCGAAUGACUGAUAUAAAGUAUCCGGAUAUACCUUCAGCGAAAUGUAUACCGGGCAAAUUGUAUAAGAAGGGAUGCAAAAAAUGUUUCUGUAAUGAGAAGGGUAUUGUCAGUUGCACGAAGAAUGUAAACUGUUAUGACAGACGUAGUAUUGUAAUGCUCACACCAAACGAUGUCCGUCCUCGUUUCAAAGAGGAAGACCUGAACUCUUUAGAAAUGUUGCCAAAUGCAGCAACAAAAUGCGAGCCUGGUAAAGCGUACAAAGUAGACUGUAACACAUGCCUCUGUUUGGUCAAUAAGAACUUACUGUGCUCUAAAGUACUGUGCUUAAGUCUUGACGAUAUGCAUAGAGUUGAUGCUAAUAAACGUACAGGUAAACCUUGCAAUAGAGACGAGUACACAACAGAUAUAGAAUGCCUUCUUUGUUCUUGUGUAAAGGGAGUUACUCAAUGCAAGGCAAUAGCAGGAUGUAAGGAAGAAUUAACCGCCCUGAGACUACUGCACGGGGAGUAUAACAAAUGGAAACCUAGAUUAACACUCAGUUUAAAGGAAGACAAAUGUCUAGCACAGACUAUAUACAAAGAUGAUUGCAAUAAAUGUUAUUGCCAAGACGACGGUACAUUACGGUGCACACAAAAAACCUGCUUGAACUAUGUACAGACGCUACAAUUGAAGAAACAUCGACUGUAUCUGCAGAAAUAUGGACUUUAA
Messenger RNA from Achroia grisella, 1182 nucleotides. RefSeq lists its product as uncharacterized. The record is from RefSeq and is a predicted model, not a curated record. Lineage: Eukaryota; Metazoa; Arthropoda; Insecta; Lepidoptera; Pyralidae. Gene Ontology annotation, molecular function: peptidase inhibitor activity. The transcript is spliced from 6 exons. The coding region runs from base 1 to 1182 and encodes 393 amino acids.